This is a messenger RNA of Colletes gigas, 1214 nucleotides long. RefSeq names its product delta(3,5)-Delta(2,4)-dienoyl-CoA isomerase, mitochondrial. Bases 157 to 1053 code for a protein of 298 amino acids. The transcript is spliced from 7 exons. Gene Ontology annotation, molecular function: delta(3,5)-delta(2,4)-dienoyl-CoA isomerase activity. Gene Ontology annotation, cellular component: mitochondrion. The record is from RefSeq and is a predicted model, not a curated record. Lineage: Eukaryota; Metazoa; Arthropoda; Insecta; Hymenoptera; Colletidae.
ACCUACUUUAUCAUUGUAAAACAUUAAAGCGUAAUCUAGGUGUUUUUUAAUUUUAUACUUAAUUUAUUUUAUAUUUUUCGUAUAUGGAACAUAUAAAUAUACAAAGGAAGCAAUUAUUUCUUUCAUUUCUUACAUUGAAUUUAACUGUUAGCAACAAUGGCUUUAAAUCUAAUUAGACGUCAUUUUUUAACGAGUACAACAAAGACACCAGUGCAAUAUUGUAAAAUGAAUUAUAGUAUGCUAAAAAUAUCAGUACCAAAAGAGUUUAUUUAUGUGGUAGAAAUGAAUAGACCACAAAAACUUAAUGCUAUAAAUGAUACUAUGUGGAAAGAAUUCAAAAAUUGUUUUGACGAAUUAGCAACGAAUCCAGAGUGCAGAGUCAUAAUUCUUGCAGGAGCUGGUAAAGCAUUUUGCGCAGGUAUUGACAUUAGCAAUCUAAUGCAAUUAGGAACUGAAGUAGCUAAACACGAAGACAUUGCACGAAGAUGUAAAGUUUUAGAACUAUAUAUAAAAGGAUAUCAAAAUAGCUUUAAUGCUAUAGAAGAGUGUCCAAAACCUGUGAUCGCAGCUAUACAUGGUGCAUGUAUCGGAGCCGGUUUAGAUAUGAUAUCAGCAGCAGAUAUUCGAUAUUGUUCCUCAGAUGCAUGGUUCCAGAUCAAAGAAGUUGAUGUGGGUAUGGCUGCUGAUGUGGGUACAUUGCAAAGAUUUCCAAAAAUUAUAGGUUCCGACAGCUUAGUCAGAGAACUUGUGUAUACCGGAAGGAAAUUUACUGCUUCCGAGGCAUUGCAGUAUGGUUUUGUUAGUCAGUUAUUUGAUAAUCAAGAAAGCUUACUGACAGGUACAAUGAAACUUGCAGAAGAGAUAGCAAGUAAAAGUCCAGUUGCAGUACAAGGUGCAAAAUUAAAUUUAAUUUACUCGAGAGAUCAUUCUGUCCAAGAGGGUCUUAAUCAUAUUGCUAUGUAUAAUCAAGCUAUGUUACAAAGCGAGGACUUUCUAAAUGCUUCCAUGUCACAAGCUGCUAAAUCUGAACCUCCAGUUUUUGCAAAAUUAUAAAACAUAAAUUUAUAUAUUCAGUAGAACCUUGGUAAUUCCAGAAAACGGGACUAAACAUUUUUACAAGUAUUAAGAUUCGUGCAAUAAUGGAAAUCAAUGCAACGCAAUGAGCAAGUUUGUAUUUAUUACGCUUUACUAUAUAUAAAUUUGUAUGUACACAC